AUGAGUGUGGACUCUCAUGCGGACUGCACUAAUACCAUUGGAAACUAUGAGUGUACUUGCGCUAUUGGCUACACUGGAAAUGGAAUCACAUGUGACUGCAGAGAUGGGGAGAUUCUUCUGUAUGAUGGUAGUACACUCUCCACCAACCACUCCAAUGGAACUGUACUGGUUUGUCUGGACAAUGAGUAUGGUACUGUGUGUGAUGACUGGUGGGACCCUCUGGAUGCCACUGUUGUGUGUACUCAGCUGGGAUUCUCAGCUACUGGCUCUCUGCCAGUGGUCCGCUCUGGUCUGGGCAGUCCUCCUAACAGGUCUAUCUUCCUGGACAAUGUGGUGUGUACUGGAGGAGAGGGCAACCUCACAGAGUGUGGCUACACCACCAUCACUAACUGUGACAGAUCUGAGGAAGCUGGAGUCAGAUGUGAAAGGGCGAUACCUGUGUCUAGUGGUGCAUUUGGUGAUGAUAUUGAAUCAGCCGUCCUCUAUGACAUUGAUUGUUUGGGCAAUGAGACUGGAGUACUGAAUUGCCCCCUUUCUCACUCUGGAACCUGCCCUGAACACAGUGCCACUGUUAUUUGUCAAGACGAAGUUGGUGUUGUGGAUGUGACUCAGUUUCCUGGGGAUCCAAUUGGGCCGAUAUUCAUGGAUGAUAUUAGUUGUAAUGGUGAAGAGGAGACACUGUUAGACUGUGGGUUCACACUACUACAGAUGUGCAGUCACACACAUGAUGUUGGUGUCAUCUGCCAUCUCAAGAAUGCUGGGUUUGGAAGUGGAUUCUCUCGUCCCAUCCUCAUUGAUGAUGUCACGUGCAUUGGUGUUGAAGGCAACGUACUGGACUGUUCCUAUGACUCUGUCAGUAACUGUGACCACUCAGAGGACGCUGGAGUCAUCUGUGGUGCAGUCUGUCGCCGUGGAACUGUUAGACUGGCUAUUGGAGAUGUGAACCAACUUUACCAAAGCUUGGAAGAUGUAGAAAACAGUUAUUUCAUCAAGGACGAAUUGGCGAGGGGCAGAGUUGAAGUUUGCAUCGGGGGAAGAUAUGGCACAGUCUGUGAUAAAUCCUGGGACUUUGAGGAUGCAUCUGUUGUCUGUUCACAGCUUGGAUUUUCAUCCAAUGGAGCAAUUGCCAUCACUGGGGGUCAAUUCAGUAAUGCCUCAGUCUCAGUUGUGAUUGGCAGAGUAGAGUGCAUUGGUAAUGAGACCGGCCUGCUAGACUGUUCUCAUGUAACAGAGGCUCAUGAGGAAGUAACACACUGCGACCCUAUUGAAGUUGCAGCAGUCACCUGUAAUGAUCCUUCUACUACUUUUGCCGACUGUUUAACGGGGGAAGUAAGAUUUGUAGACCUUUCCAACAACGCAGAAGAGGAUUCUCGACAGGGAACAAUCCAGAUCUGUGUCAAUAAUGCCUGGGGCUCUGUGUGCAGUGAUAACAUAUUUGAUGAUAUUGAUGCUGAAAUAUUUUGUGAUCAACUGCCUGGUUUUAGUGCCAAUGAUGUAAAUGAAUGUGGGGCCGGGACAGCAGAAUGCCACAGCAAUGCUACUUGCUCUAACACAGUUGGAUCAUACAACUGUACAUGUGUCAAUGGAUAUGUUGGUGAUGGAAAGAAUUGCACGAGGAUAAAUCUGUGUGAAGAAGGACCCACUGACUGUGACAGUGAUGCUACAUGUCUGGACAGAGAUGGAGGCUAUGACUGUGAAUGUGAUGAUGGCUACACUGGCAAUGGAACAUACUGUGAAGAUAUUGACGAGUGUAAAUCGGGGAAUAAUUCAUGUCACACUGAUGGCAACUGCAGAAACACUGUAGGGAGCUACACAUGUGAAUGUCAUGCAGGGUUUUAUGGCGAUGGAUACACUUGUACAAAUGUAGAUGAGUGUGCCAAUUCAAGCCAGAACAACUGCAGUCUCGACGCAAACUGCACUGAUACCAUUGGAAGCUACGAGUGUACCUGUCUAACUGGCUACACAGGAGAUGGCGUUUUGUGCAUUGAUGUGAAUGAGUGCACUAACACAACUCCAUGUCACAGUAAUGCUAACUGCAGCAACACCAUUGGUAGUUUCAUAUGCACAUGUGUGGCUGGGUACUCUGGAGAUGGACUGUCUUGCAAUGAUAUCGAUGAAUGCACACUGGGUACUGACGAUUGUCAUGAAAAGGCGCAGUGCAACAAUACACUCGGAUCCUAUCGAUGCAUCUGUGAAGUAGGCUAUGCUGGUGAUGGAUAUAACUGCUCAGAUAUUGAUGAAUGUUUAGAGGACAUAGAUUUGUGCGACUCUCAUGCUGAUUGUGGGAAUACAAUUGGUAGUCAUGAAUGUACCUGCACAGUAGGAUACACAGGGAAUGGACUCAGUUGUGAUUGCAGAGAUGGGGAGAUUCUUCUGUAUGAUGGUAGUACACUCUCCACCAACCACUCCAAUGGAACUGUACUGGUUUGUCUGGACAAUGAGUACGGCACUGUGUGUGAUGACUGGUGGGACCCUCUGGAUGCCACUGUUGUGUGUACUCAGCUUGGAUUCUCAGCUACUGGCUCUCUGCCAGUGGUCCGCUCUGGUCUGGGCAGUCCUCCUAACAGGUCUAUCUUCCUGGACAAUGUGGUGUGUACUGGAGGAGAGGGCAGCCUCACAGAGUGUGGCUACACCACCAUCACUAACUGUGACAGAUCUGAGGAAGCUGGAGUCAGAUGUGAAGCCACAUGUACAGACGGUGAUGUCAGACUUGGUAUUGAUAACUUUACUGAGUUUUACGUCUCCAUUGAUGAGAAAGAGGAGUACUAUUUCGUUAAGGAUGAGUUAGCCAGGGGCAGGAUUGAGGUGUGUGUUGGUGGCAGAUAUGGAACUGUGUGUGGCGACAGUUGGUCUGACAAGGAUGCCUCUGUUGUCUGUUCUCAGCUGGGAUUUUCAGAAUACGGGGCAAAUGCCGUGUCUAGCGGUGCAUUUGGAGAUAACUUACAGUCUACGGUGCUGUAUGAGGUCAACUGCGCUGGAAAUGAGACCGAAAUACUGAGUUGCUCCCCAACAUUCUCUGGCACAUGCACUGAGCACAGUGCUGCUAUCAUUUGCCAAGACCGUGCCACAGAGCUGUCAAACUGCAGUAAUGGGGAGUUGAGACUCAUUGGAGCUGCCACUAGUAACCAGGGCAGACUUGAAGUGUGUAUGAAUGGAGCAUGGGGCAGUGUCUGUGAUAGUCAAGGUGUCUUCACUAAGGAUGAGGCCAAAGUAGCCUGCAGGCAGCUCGAUACAUUACAAGUUGAAGAUGAAGUCGAUGUUUUAGAUGCAAGCAUGUUUGGGGAACCUAGUGGACCGAUAUUGAUUGACAGAGUGAAGUGCAGUGGGGAUGAGAGCAGCCUGUCCAACUGUGUCAUGUCAGAAAUUCCCAUGUGUACCCAGAGUCAAGACGUGGGUAUCAUAUGCCAUGCUGCUGAUGACUGUCUAGUAAACAAUGCUGGAUGUGAUCAUGUCUGCACUGAGACUAUACGCAGCUAUUCCUGUUCUUGCUUCCCUGGAUACACCUUAGAGACAGAUGGACAUACUUGCAUCGAGGAUGCUGGAGUCAUCUGUGGUGCAGUUUGUCGCAGUGGAACUGUUAGACUGGCAAUAGGAGAUAUCAAUGACAUAUACCUAGGUCUUGAGGAUCUGGACGAUAGUUACUUCAUAAAAGAUGAAUUAGCCAGGGGUAGAGUGGAAGUUUGUGCUGAAGGGAGAUAUGGAACAGUGUGUGAUGACUACUGGGACUAUAAAGAUGCCUCUGUUGUAUGCUCCCAGCUUGGAUUCUCUAGCAAUGGAGCUAUAGCCAUCACUGGAGGUCACUUUAGCAAUGACUCCCUCUCAGUAGUAGUGGGGCAAGUGGAGUGUAAUGGCAACGAGACUAGCCUUGUGGAAUGUGCCCAUGAAAAUGAGAAUCAUCAGGAUGUGAAAAAUUGUGAUCCAAAUGAAAUUGCUGGAGUCACAUGUCAAGAUCCAUCCACUGAAUUUGCUGACUGUACAACAGGAGAAGUCAGAUUCACAGACUUCACUGAUAACCCAGAAGAGGAUUCUCGACAGGGAACUAUCCAGAUCUGUGUCAAUCAAGCCUGGGGCUCUGUUUGCAAUGAUCACUUCUUUGACAGCACAGAUGCUGAAGUAUUUUGUGAUCAACUUGUAGGCUUUAGCACUGAUGACGUUGAUGAAUGUAUGGAGGGAGGAGCAAACUGCCAUUCUAAUGCCACUUGUACCAACACUGAUGGCUCAUACAACUGCACUUGUGUGUACGGAUACAUUGGAGAUGGAGUAAACUGCACAAAAAUCAACUUGUGUGAAGUAGGACCCAUUGACUGCCACACUAAUGCUUCCUGUCUGGACAGAGAUGGAGGCUACGACUGUGAAUAUAUUGAUGAAUGUGUUUUAUCCAACACAAAUAAAUGUAGUGUGUAUGCCAACUGCACCGAUACCAUUGGAAGUUAUGAGUGUACCUGUUCAGAAGGCUUUGCAGGAGAUGGAAUUACAUGUCAUGACAUAAACGAGUGUGAGCUGGACACAGAUAUCUGUGACAACAAUGCAGAAUGCAAAAACACCAUCGGUUCUUACAACUGUAGCUGUGAAAUUGGUUAUUCUGGCAAUGGAUUCAACUGUACAGGCUCUCUGCCAGUGGUCCGCUCUGGUCUGGGCAGUCCUCCUAACAGGUCUAUCCUCCUGGACAAUGUGGUGUGUACUGGAGGAGAGGGCAGCCUCACAGAGUGUGGCUACACCACCAUCACUAACUGUGACAGAUCUGAGGAGGCUGGAGUCAGAUGUGAAGCCAAAUGCACUGAGGGAAAUGUCAGACUUGGAGUCAAGAAUUUCACUGAGUUUUACCGUUCAAUCGCCACGAUAGAGGAAUACUACUUCAUUAAGGAUGAGUUAGCCAGGGGUAGACUAGAGGUAUGUGUUGGAGAAGAAUAUGGAACAGUUUGUGAUGCGAAUUGGGACCAAGAGGAUGCUUCAGUUGUCUGCUCACAAUUAGGAUUCUCCCGCAAUGGAGCAAUAGCAGUAUCUAGUGGUGUGUUUGGAGAUGACAUAGACUCUGCAGUACUGUAUGGGGUUGGUUGUGUUGGAAAUGAGACUGGAAUACUCAACUGCUCUGUGUCUGACUCUGGGAUAUGUUCAGACCACAAUGCUGCAGUCAUCUGCCAAGAUGCAGCCACUAAGCCUUCAAACUGUAGUGAUGGAGAAUUACGAUUAGUUGGAGCAAUCACUAGUAACCAGGGCAGACUGGAAGUGUGUAUGAAUGGAGCAUGGGGCAGUGUCUGCGAUAGUCAGGGUGUUUUCACUAACGAUGAGGCUAAAGUAGCCUGCAGGCAGCUUGGAAAACUACAAGUUGAAGAUGAAGCUGAUGUUUUGGAUGCAAACUUGUUUGCAGAACAAAGAGUUCCUGUAUUUCUCGACGGCAUACGAUGUAGUGGCUCUGAAGGUUAUAUAUUUGAUUGCGAACACACAACAGUCCACAUGUGCAGUCAUGAUGAUGAUGUAGCAGUCAUCUGCCACCAUGUUUCCAGUCAAAGAAAGCUACUUUUGGUAGUGGAUUCUACUCGCCCAAUCCACUUGAUGACAUCACAUGUACUGGCAAUGAAGAGAACGUACUGGACUGUUCCUAUGACUCUGUCAGUAACUGUGACCACUCAGAGGAUGCUGGAGUCAUCUGUGGUGCAGUUUGUCUCAAUGGAACUAGGCAGAGUGGAGGUGUGUGUUGAAGGGGGUUAUGGUACGGUGUGUGAUGACGACUGGGAUUCACAAGAUGCUUCUGUUGUUUGCUCACAACUGGGAUUCUCUCCUUAUGGAGCCAUUGCUAUCACUGGAGGCCAUUUCAGUAAUGCAUCAGUACCAGUAGUGAUUGGUAAUGUGAGGUGUGGUGCUAAUGAGAGUAGUCUUUUUGACUGUUCGUAUGAGACAAGUGCUCAUGAAGAAGUGAGCCAGUGUGAUCCUAAUCAAGUGGCUGCAGUCGCUUGCCUAGAUUCUUCCACCGGGUUUGCUGAUUGUACAACAGGAGAAGUGAGAUUCGUAGACUUCACUGAUAACCCAGAAGAGGAUUCGCGACAGGGAACUAUCCAGAUCUGUGUCAAUAAUGCCUGGGGCUCUGUUUGCAAUGAUCACUUCUUUGACAGGACAGAUGCUGAAGUAUUUUGUGACCAACUUGUAGGCUUUAGCACUGAUGAUAACGAUGAAUGUGAGUCGGGGACUGAUCUAUGCCACGAGAAGGCUGCAUGUAACAACACUGUGGGGUCUUACCGGUGUACAUGCAUCGUGGGAUACUCGGGUGAUGGAUUCAACUGCAGUGAUUAUGAUGAAUGUGCUUUGGGGAUUGACUUCUGUGACACGCAUGCUGACUGCACUAACACCAUUGGAAGUCAUGGAUGUGCAUGCAGAAUCGGAUAUACUGGAGAUGGAAUCAGCUGCGAUUGCAGAGACGGAGAGGUUCUUCUGUAUGAUGGUAGUAGACUCUCCACCAACCACUCCAAUGGAACUGUACUGGUUUGUCUGGACAAUGAGUAUGGCACUGUGUGUGACGACUGGUGGGACCCUCUGGAUGCCACUGUUGUGUGUACUCAGCUGGGAUUCUCAGCUACUGGCUCUCUGCCAGUGGUCCGCUCUGGUCUGGGCAGUCCUCCUAACAGGUCUAUCUUCCUGGACAAUGUGGUGUGUACUGGAGGAGAGGGCAGCCUCACAGAGUGUGGCUACACCACCAUCACUAACUGUGACAGAUCUGAGGAAGCUGGAGUCAGAUGUGAAGCAACUUGUCGUGAAGGAGAUGUCCGAAUAGGAGUUGUCAACUUCACUAACUUCUUUAUUAACAUCGAUCAAUAUGCUGAUUACUAUUUCAUCAAGGAUGAAAUAGCUCGGGGCAGAGUUGAAGUUUGUACAGGGGGUACGUAUGGAACAGUUUGUGGUGAAGAUUGGGAAAAUCAAGAUGCUUCAGUUGUCUGCUCUCAACUGGGAUUCUCCCAUUAUGGAGCAAUUGCAUUGUCCAGCGGUGCUUUUGAAGAUGACAUAGGAUCCACUGUCCUUUAUAGUGUAGAGUGCUCUGGAAAUGAGACUGAACUACUGACUUGCUCAUAUUCUCUCUCGGGAUUAUGCACGGAGCAUAAUGCUGCCGUUAUCUGCCAAGAUCCAGCAACUAAUGUAUAUAACUGUACUGAUGGAGAGUUGAGACUGACUGGAGCAGCCACUACUAACCAGGGCAGACUGGAAGUGUGCAUAAAUGGAGCAUGGGGCAGUGUCUGUGACAGUAAACGUGUUUUCACGACUGAUGAGGCCGAAGUAGCAUGCAGGCAGCUUGGAAAACUACAAGUCGAAGAUGAAGUGAAUGUAUUGAGAGCCAGUGAUUUUGGAGAACCGACUGGACCAAUUUUCCUUGACCUGAUAGACUGCAGUGGUGAAGAAGAGAAUCUUCUGAACUGUGGAAGUACUGAAAUACACAUGUGCAGUCAUGGAGACGAUGUUGCCAUUAUUUGCCAUCUCUGUGAUGACUCAUGGGAUGAACUUGAUGCCAGAGUCAUCUGUAGACAACUGGGAUAUGAUUACUCGAAUGUUUAUCCAGCAAAGAAAGCUACUUUUGGUAGUGUAAAUUCUACUCGCCCAAUCACCCUUGAUGACAUCACAUGUACUGGCAAUGAAGAGAACGUACUGGACUGUUCCUAUGACUCUGUCAGUAACUGUGACCACUCAGAGGAUGCUGGAGUCAUCUGUGGUGCAGUUUGUCUCAAUGGAACUGUUAGACUAUCAACUGAGGAUAUGAAUGAAUUUUACCAAGACCCAGACACCCUGGAUGAUGAUUACUUUAUCAAAGAUGAGUUAGCCAGAGGCAGAGUGGAGGUGUGUGUUGAAGGGGGUAUGCUUGGAUUCUCCAGCAAUGGUGCAAUAGCUAUCACAGGAGGUCUGUACAGUGAUGCAUCAGUAUCAGUGCUGGUUGGCAGGGUAGAGUGUAUGGGUAAUGAAACUGGCCUUCUGGAGUGUGGUCACGUCACAGAUGGUCACGAAGAAGUUGAUGGAUGUGACCCUAGACAAACUGCAGCUGUUAGGUGCCAAGAUCGAUCCACUGAGUUUGCUGAUUGUGUAACCGGAGAUGUCAGAUUCGUAGACUUCUCAGACAAUAUCAACGAGGAUUCUCGACAGGGAACUAUUCAGAUCUGUAUCAAUAAUGCCUGGGGCUCUGUGUGUAGCGACAACUUCUUUGAUACUACAGAUGCAGCAGUGUUUUGCAGCGAACUCGAUGGGUUCAGCGACAGUGAUAUUGAUGAGUGUGCAGAAGAAAUAUCACAGUGUCACGAUAAUGCAACUUGCACUAACACCAUUGGAUCAUACAACUGCACAUGCGAGUAUGGCUACACUGGAGAUGGACUGAAUUGCACCAGGGUUAACUUGUGUGAAGUCGGACCCACUGACUGCCACACUAAUGCUAUCUGUCUGGACAGAGAUGGAGGCUAUGACUGUGAAUGUAAUGAUGGCUACACUGGCAAUGGAACAGACUGUGAAGACGUGGAUGAGUGUACAAUCGGCACUUUCUCCUGCCAUGCUAAUGCCAGCUGCACUAACACUAUUGGUAGUUAUGACUGUGAAUGCAGAUCUGGUUUCAUUGAAGAUGGUGCAACUUGCUUGAAUGUUGACGAAUGUAUGGAUACAACCGUUAACAACUGUAGUGUCAAUGCGAAUUGUAGUGACACCAUUGGGAGUUAUGAAUGCUUAUGUUCAUUUGGCUACACAGGAGAUGGGUUUAUAUGCGAUGAUGUUGAUGAGUGUUCUACCAGUGAGAUUCUUUGUCAUGUGAAUGCCAGUUGUUAUAACACCAAAGGCAACUACGGUUGUCAAUGUCUGCCUGGAUUCACUGGAGAUGGUUUCAACUGCUCAAAUAUUGAUGAAUGUGCAAGUUCAAAUAACUGUAGCUCUAAUGCUAACUGCAUUGACAACAUCGGAAGCUAUGAUUGUACCUGUUCUGCUGGUUAUGUUGGUGAUGGAUAUUCGUGUGAUGAUUUUGAUGAGUGUUCAAACGCAACUAUCUUUCCGUGUCAUCCCGUGGCUAACUGUACAAACACAGUUGGUAGCUUCUCGUGUACUUGUCUAUCAGGAUACACUGGAGAUGGCAUGACUUGUGAUGAUAUUGAUGAGUGUGAGCUCAACACCAAUGAUUGCAACAAAGACAAUGGAUUCUGCAACAACACUGUUGGAUCAUACACAUGUGCCUGCAACUUAGGAUUUAGUGGCGACGGAGUAAACUGUACAGACAUUGAUGAAUGUUUUGAGGAGUCAGAUGGAUGUGAUUCUCAUGCUGUUUGUACCAAUACCAUUGGAAGUCGUACAUGUUUCUGUAGUGUUGGUUAUACUGGAAAUGGAGAGACAUGUGACUGCAGAGUUGGGGAGAUUCUUCUCUAUGAUGGUAGUACACUCUCCACCAACCACUCCAAUGGAACUGUACUGGUUUGUCUGGACAAUGAGUAUGGUACUGUGUGUGAUGACUGGUGGGACCCUCUGGAUGCCACUGUUGUGUGUACUCAGCUGGGAUUCUCAGCUACUGGCUCUCUACCAGUGGUCCGCUCUGGUCUGGGCAGUCCUCCUAACAGGACUAUCUUCCUGGACAAUGUGUUGUGUACAGGAGGAGAGGGCAACCUCACAGAGUGUGGCUACACCACCAUCACUAACUGUGACAGAUCUGAGGAAGCUGGAGUCAGAUGUGAAGCAAUAUGCAGAGAAGGAGAUAUCAGGCUGGGAAUUGGAAACUUUACAGAAUUUCAUACAACCAUGCAAGAGUUUGAAGAGUACUUUUUCAUAAAGGAUGAAUUAGCCAGGGGGAGAAUAGAGGUUUGCAUUGGAGGUCGAUAUGGAACAAUAUGUGACCAUGACUGGAGCUCACAAGAUGCCUCAGUGAUCUGCUCUCAGCUUGGAUUUUCUGCUUAUGGUGCUAUUGCGGUGUCUAGUGGUGCAUUUGGAGAUGAUGUAGGGUCAGUAGUCCUGUACAGUGCGGGGUGUUCUGGGAUCGAGACAGAGAUACUGAGCUGCUCUGUGUCUUACUCUGGGACAUAUAGAGCAACAGAACCAUCCAACUGCACUGAUGAAGAGAUGCGAUUAUCUGGAGCUAUCACUAGUAACCAGGGCAGACUAGAAGUGUGUAUGAAUGGAGCAUGGGGCAGUGUCUGUGAUAGUCAAGGUGUUUUCACUACUGAUGAAGCUAAAGUAGCAUGCAGACAGCUUGGAAAACUGCAAGUUGAAGAUGAAGUUGGCAUUGUCGAUGUUACACAGUUUUCUAGCGUUCUCACAAGACCAAUAUUCGUGGACGAUGUUCACUGCACUGGUGAGGAGAGCGAUCUAUUUGGCUGCUUCUACACCACACUGCAUAGCUGCAAUCAUCUACAAGAUGUAGCCAUCAUCUGCCAUCCUGCGAGUGAAUGUGAAUUGGAUAAUGGAGGGUGUGAUCACUUUUGCACUGAGACUAUUGAGAGCUACUUCUGUUCAUGCUACCCCGGAUAUACCCUACAGGCAGACAAGCACACAUGUCUUGUUCGUAAUGCUGCGUUUGGAAGUGGAUUCUCUCGUCCUAUCCUAUUUGAUGACAUCACAUGCACUGGCAAUGAAGAGAACAUACUGGACUGUUCCUAUGACUCUUUUGCCCUCAAUGGAACUGUUAGACUAGCAGUUGGAGACAUCAAUGAACUUUACCAAGGUCUAGAGCUUCCAGAGGAUAGCUAUUUCAUCAAAGACGAGUUAUCAAGGGGAAGAGUGGAGGUCUGUGUUGGAGGGAUAUACGGAACCAUCUGUGAUGACCACUGGGACAAUAAUGAUGCAUCAGUUGUUUGCUUACAGCUUGGAUUUUCUCCCUAUGGAGCAAUUGCCAUCACUGGAGGUCUCUAUAGCAACAAUUCACUGCCAGUGGUUAUUGAGAGGGUAGAGUGUAGUGGUAGUGAGAAGGAUCUGAUGGAAUGCUCCAUUACCAAUGAAGAUUCGAGUCAGUGUGACCACAGGCAAACUGCAGCCAUUGCAUGUCAAGAUCCUUCCACAACAGUAUCUGGUAACUGUAAAACAGGAGAAGUGAGAUUUGUAGACUUCACUGAUAACCCAGAAGAGGAUUCUCGACAAGGAACUAUUCAGAUCUGUAUCAAUGAUGCCUGGGGCUUCAUAUGUGGCGAUGAUUACUUUGAUGAUACUGAUGCUAGUGUAUUUUGUGGUCAGCUCAGAGGUUUCGCGAGCACUGAUAUCAAUGAAUGUGAAGAAGGAACUGAUGUAUGUCACAACAAUGCCUCAUGUUCUAACACUGAGGGAUUUUAUAACUGCACCUGCAUUUAUGGCUACAUUGGAGACGGGAUCAAUUGCACAAGAAUUGAUUUGUGUGAAGUAGGACCCACUGACUGUGACAAUAAUGCUACUUGUCUGGACAGGGAUGGAGGCUAUGACUGUGAAUGUAAUGAUGGCUACACUGGCAACGGAACAUACUGUGAAGAUGUUGAUGAAUGUCUAGAUGCAAGCCAGAAUAAUUGUAGUACUAAUGCCAACUGUACUGAUACCUUUGGAAGCUAUGUCUGUGCCUGUUUACCUGGAUAUACUGGUGAUGGCGUUCUUUGUAGUGAUGUUGAUGAAUGUGCUGAUGGAAAUGACUCAUGUCAUAGCAACGCCAACUGUUCUAACGUCAUUGGAAGCUAUAACUGUGACUGUUUUCCUGGGUUUACUGGAGAUGGUUUCGGUUGCUCCAACAUUAAUGAAUGUGCCGAUAUGAAUGAGAAUAACUGCAGUGUAUAUGCAAACUGCACUGACACUAUUGGGAGUUAUGACUGCACAUGCUCAGCUGGUUACACUGGAGAUGGGUAUUUAUGUGAUGAUUUUGAUGAAUGCUCAGAAACAGAGGAUAUUCCAUGCCAUUCUAAUGCAAACUGCAGCAAUACAUUUGGCAGCUUCUCGUGUGAAUGUCUAGCUGGGUAUUCUGGUGAUGGCAUGACAUGCAAAGAUAUCAAUGAGUGUGACGUGGGUAUGGAUAAUUGUGAUGAAGAGAGAGGAAUAUGCAAUAACACUGAUGGAUCAUACACAUGUAGCUGUGAACUGGGCUUCUCCGGUGAUGGAAUCAACUGCAGUGACAUUGAUGAAUGUUUUGAAGGAUCAGAUGAGUGUGACUCUCAUGCGGACUGCACUAAUACCAUUGGAAACUAUGAGUGUACUUGCGCUAUUGGCUACACUGGAAAUGGAAUCACAUGUGACUGCAGAGAUGGGGAGAUUCUUCUGUAUGAUGGUAGUACACUCUCCACCAACCACUCCAAUGGAACUGUACUGGUUUGUCUGGACAAUGAGUAUGGUACUGUGUGUGAUGACUGGUGGGACCCUCUGGAUGCCACUGUUGUGUGUACUCAGCUGGGAUUCUCAGCUACUGGCUCUCUGCCAGUGGUCCGCUCUGGUCUGGGUAGUCCUCCUAACAGGUCUAUCUUCCUGGACAAUGUGGUGUGUACUGGAGGAGAGGGCAACCUCACAGAGUGUGGCUACACCACCAUCACUAACUGUGACAGAUCUGAGGAAGCUGGAGUCAGAUGUGAAAGCACUUGUGUGGAAGGCGAUGUUAGACUUGCAAUUGAGAACCUAACUGAGUUUUACACUUCAGUCACUGAGUAUGAAGACUAUUAUUUCAUUAAAGAUGAAUUAGCAAGAGGCAGAGUUGAAGUUUGUAUUGGAGGGAAGUAUGGGACUAUUUGUGACAGCCAAUGGGAUGACAAGCUUACCCCUGCUGUUAUCUGCUCUCAGCUUGGGUUCUCAUAUUUUGGGGCGAUACCUGUGUCUAGUGGUGCAUUUGGUGAUGAUAUUGAAUCAGCCGUCCUCUAUGACAUUGAUUGUUUGGGCAAUGAGACUGGAGUACUGAAUUGCCCCCUUUCUCACUCUGGAACCUGCCCUGAACACAGUGCCACUGUUAUUUGUCAAGACGAAGUUGGUGUUGUGGAUGUGACUCAGUUUCCUGGGGAUCCAAUUGGGCCGAUAUUCAUGGAUGAUAUUAGUUGUAAUGGUGAAGAGGAGACACUGUUAGACUGUGGGUUCACACUACUACAGAUGUGCAGUCACACACAUGAUGUUGGUGUCAUCUGCCAUCUCAAGAAUGCUGGGUUUGGAAGUGGAUUCUCUCGUCCCAUCCUCAUUGAUGAUGUCACGUGCAUUGGUGUUGAAGGCAACGUACUGGACUGUUCCUAUGACUCUGUCAGUAACUGUGACCACUCAGAGGACGCUGGAGUCAUCUGUGGUGCAGUCUGUCGCCGUGGAACUGUUAGACUGGCUAUUGGAGAUGUGAACCAACUUUACCAAAGCUUGGAAGAUGUAGAAAACAGUUAUUUCAUCAAGGACGAAUUGGCGAGGGGCAGAGUUGAAGUUUGCAUCGGGGGAAGAUAUGGCACAGUCUGUGAUAAAUCCUGGGACUUUGAGGAUGCAUCUGUUGUCUGUUCACAGCUUGGAUUUUCAUCCAAUGGAGCAAUUGCCAUCACUGGGGGUCAAUUCAGUAAUGCCUCAGUCUCAGUUGUGAUUGGCAGAGUAGAGUGCAUUGAAGAGGAUUCUCGACAGGGAACUAUCCAGAUCUGUAUCAAUAAUGCCUGGGGCUCUGUGUGUAGCGACAACUUCUUUGAUACUACAGAUGCAGCAGUGUUUUGCAGCGAACUCGAUGGGUUCAGCGACAGUGAUGUAAAUGAAUGUGGGGCCGGGACAGCAGAAUGCCACAGCAAUGCUACUUGCACUAACACAGUUGGAUCAUACAACUGUACAUGUGUCUAUGGAUAUGUUGGUGACGGAAAGAAUUGCAUGAGGAUAAAUCUGUGUGAAGUAGGACCCAUUGACUGCCACACUAAUGCUACCUGUCUGGACAGAGAUGGAGGCUACAACUGUGAAUGUAAUGAUGGCUACACUGGCAAUGGAACAUACUGUGAAGAUAUUGAUGAGUGCAAAUCGGGGAAUAAUUCAUGUCACACUGAUGCAAGCUGCAGAAACACUGUAGGGAGCUACACAUGUGAAUGCCAUCCAGGGUUUUAUGGCGAUGGAUACACUUGUACAAAUGUAGAUGAGUGUGCAAAUUCAAGCCAGAACAACUGCAGUCUCGACGCAAACUGCACUGAUACCAUUGGAAGCUACGAGUGUACCUGUCUAACUGGCUACACAGGAGAUGGCGUUUUGUGUAUUGAUGUGAAUGAGUGCACUAACACAACUCCGUGUCACAGUAAUGCUAACUGCAGCAACACGAUUGGUAGUUUCAUAUGCACAUGUGUGGCUGGGUACUCUGGAGAUGGACUAUCUUGCAAUGAUAUCGAUGAAUGCACACUGGGUACUGAUGAUUGUCAUGGAAAAGCGCAGUGCAACAAUACCCUCGGAUCCUAUCAAUGCAUCUGUGAAGUAGGCUAUGCUGGUGAUGGAUAUAACUGCUCAGAUAUUGAUGAAUGUUUAGAGGACAUAGAUUUGUGCGACUCUCAUGCUGAUUGUGGGAAUACAAUUGGUAGUCAUGAAUGUACGUGCACAGUAGGAUACACAGGGAAUGGACUCAGUUGUGAUUGCAGAGAUGGGGAGAUUCUUCUGUAUGAUGGUAGUACACUCUCCACCAACCACUCCAAUGGAACUGUACUGGUUUGUCUUCACAAUGAGUAUGGUACUGUGUGUGAUGACUGGUGGGACCCUCCGGAUGCCACUGUUGUGUGUACUCAGCUGGGAUUCUCAGCUACUGGCUCUCUGCCAGUGGUCCGCUCUGGUCUGGGCAGUCCUCCUAACAGGUCUAUCUUCCUGGACAAUGUGGUGUGUACUGGAGGAGAGGGCAACCUCACAGAGUGUGGCUACACCACCAUCACUAACUGUGACAGAUCUGAGGAAGCUGGAGUCAGAUGUGAAGCCACAUGUACAGACGGUGAUGUCAGACUUGGUAUUGAUAACUUUACUGAGUUUUACGUCUCCAUUGAUGAGAAAGAGGAGUACUAUUUCGUUAAGGAUGAGUUAGCCAGGGGCAGGAUUGAGGUGUGUGUUGGUGGCAGCUAUGGAACAGUGUGUGGUGACAGUUGGUCCGACAAGGAUGCUUCUGUUGUCUGUUCUCAGCUGGGAUUUUCAAAAUACGGAGCAAAUGCCGUGUCUAGCGGUGCAUUUGGAGAUAACUUACAGUCUACGGUGCUGUAUGAGGUCAACUGCGCUGGAAAUGAGACCGAAAUACUGAGUUGCUCCCCAACAUUCUCUGGCACAUGCACUGAGCACAGUGCUGCUAUCAUUUGCCAAGACCGUGCCACAGAGCUGUCAAACUGCAGUAAUGGGGAGUUGAGACUCAUUGGAGCUGCCACUAGU
Messenger RNA from Geodia barretti, 15261 nucleotides. NCBI's taxonomy places the organism in Eukaryota, Metazoa, Porifera, Demospongiae, Tetractinellida, Geodiidae. The record is from the annotation of a GenBank genome assembly.